This is a messenger RNA of Magnolia sinica, 1431 nucleotides long. RefSeq lists its product as uncharacterized. The transcript is spliced from 2 exons. Bases 565 to 1248 code for a protein of 227 amino acids. Lineage: Eukaryota; Viridiplantae; Streptophyta; Magnoliopsida; Magnoliales; Magnoliaceae. The record is from RefSeq and is a predicted model, not a curated record.
CCGUACAUCUUUCGGCCGAGCAUCGUAUAAUAUCUCAUGCGCGCUUUUACAGCUCCUCUUUCUAUCUCCCGAAAAUCCGCCCCUUCUUCACCGUCCAUCACAAAGGGCUUUUCUUCUUUCUCAUCACCAAACCCUAAAAAUCAAUCAUCGAUUCGGGGACUACAGUCUGGAGGCUCCUCUGUUUCCUCAGUUGACGGGGGUAAAUUUCUACUUUAACUUGUGGCUGAUAGCUUUGAUCUGAAUUAUGUUGCUGAGUAUCAUCCUUCUGUUCACAUUUUCUUGUUGUAGAGGUGCUUUACUGUGGGAACAUCCACAUUGCCUAAUAUCUUUGGUUCCCCAUCACCUCUUUCUUAAUCUCAUUGGUGGGAAUCCCCUAGCAACCAACCUAUCUCAGUCCCAUAUCUCAACAUUUCAAGCAGACUCUCUUUCAUAUCUAAACCCAUCUACCUGCUUGUCUUCCACAAUCCUGCUUUGGAUAGGGAAGCUUGUAAGUUGGUGACUGAAACAGCUAGUGUUGGCAGGUCAAGAACUGGUGAUAAUAGGACCUCACCUUUCUUACCCGAGAUGGAGGCUUCCCCAGAUCCAAGCACAAGUUCUAGAAGAGAAGGGUUGUUUGAUGGAGAAAGCAUCGAUAUGACAGAAAACACAGACACAGAGAACAUAAGGCUGCCGCUUUAUAAUUCUAACGAUGGUCAGAAAUGCGGGUUAUGUGGGAGACAUCUGAGGCAGAGGUCCCCAUGGAGUUCUUAUCGUAUUGUGAGAAGCGGUGAUAUGCCCAUUGCUGGUGUGCUUUCUUGCAGCCAUGUUUUUCAUGCAGAGUGCUUGGAGGAGACAACGCCAAAAACCCAAAUCCAUGACCCUCCUUGCCCGACUUGUUUGAAAAUUGCGGGCAGGGCUGAAGCGUCCUCAUCCAUUUCGGAACCGUUGAAGGAGGCCUUGAAAUCAGCAGACAUGGACCAGGGAAUCAAUAUUGCCAGUGACGGCAUGGGGAACAGCAGCGAUCGACCUUCGGAUCACAUGGAGAGUGGGUUGCGGAGAAAUCGGUCUCUGCUUAUGCCAAGGAGGGGUGGCACUGGCAGUUCUUUGAUAAAGAAUCAUUUUAAGAAGCAUCUCUCUUUCAAGGGGAAAGCAGGUAAAGAACUUUUCGGCGCGAAAGCAUCCCGCCGAACUGGAUCAUCCUCUUCAGAUCCCCACGCCAACCAGAACCCAGUUGGGUGUCCGAGAACUGGCCGGCCCUCCAAAAAGUAGUCCUGCAAGGAAGAGAUGCUUGUAGCCUUUAUAGAAGUUGGUAGCGAACCAGUAGUAGGGGAGCUCAUGUACAUUAAUCUGUUCAAGAGUCUUAUAUUUAAGCCUGAUUCUAUUCAUAGACAUAUGCUAAAAGAUCAGUGCAUUAGUUUCAGUAUAAUUUCAAUGAAAUUGACUUAUUGAUUA